Messenger RNA from Oikopleura dioica, 1446 nucleotides. The record is from the annotation of a GenBank genome assembly. NCBI's taxonomy places the organism in Eukaryota, Metazoa, Chordata, Appendicularia, Copelata, Oikopleuridae.
AUGUCGUUCAAGAGGAAGUCGUCUUAUGAAGAACAAAUUAUCAAAGAAAAGCGCCACGAGCACCUCAGAGAUUUCUUCAAAAGAACAAAGAUGGGCCUCUUUGGACCGCCGAAACAGUACAAAACGCAUCCGGAUGGUGGGUCGCAAGCUUGGAUAGUUGUUGGCGGCGUUUUCAUUGCUUAUGGACUGGCUUUUGGAUUGUUGAGGGUUUUCAGUCUGCUACUAAAUCCGAUUCGAGCGUAUUAUGGCGUUUCUAGCACAGUCGCGAUGCUGGCACCUGGACUGGGAAUGCUAGGAUAUUCCAUUGGCGGUCUUGCUGGAGGAGCUGUCUUAGGAAUUAUUGGCUAUCGCGAAGGAUCGAUGAUCUUUGGCGUCGUCUGUACUCUUGCUUUCUUUAUCUGUGGACUGGUGAAUAGUAUCACGAUCGUCUUGGCAUGCAUCUUCGUCGCUCUUUUUGCGCUCGGAGUGGUGUAUCUUGCCGCGCCGGGUAUCAUUGGAAGAUAUUUUUUGGAGAAGAAGACUUUUGCUAAUCAGCUUUCGGCCUGCGGAGUCUCUGUCAUGCAAUUUGCCCUUGGCGCUCUUCUACCGAUUCUCGUCAAGGAAUACUCCAUCCGCGGCUGCUUCGUCGUAAUCGCUGGAAUCAUCUUCAACAUCGUCGCCGCCAGUGCUCUCUACCGACCAACAAUCAUCAGCAGCGAAGAAGACAAAAAGAUCGAAGAGGAAAAUCAGAAACUCGAAAACAACGAGGAGAAUGAAUCUGCCCCUGCCGUCGAUUUCAGCUUUUUCAGCCAUCCGGCUUUUUUGCUCUUCUUUUUCUCCCAAGGAAUUUUCUUUGCAGGAUACAUGGGCUGUCUGCUCCUCGUUGUUCCCUUCGCCGAAUCUGAGCUAGGAGUUACCUCUAGUACCUCAGCCAUGAUUGUGAUGGCGAUGGGCGUUGCUGAACUUCUCUUCCGUAUUCCUUUCGGCUGGCUUGGCGACUGGGAGAAAAUCAACAGAACUCAUCUUCUUGGAGGAACUUUCCUGGCGCUUGGGGUGAUUUUCUUAGGCUUCCCGAUGUGCUCCAAUUUUACGUUUUUGCUUGUUCUUUCGGCACUUUCGGGCAUCUUCCAGGGCGGAUUUGGAGGAUUGAGCUUUGUUGUUCUUGAUGAUAUUAUGGUCGCGAUCGGGAAGCCAGGUGCGUUUAUGAUCGCCCUUGGGUUAUCAACUGGAUUCAAUGGAAUUCUCGGUGUCAUCGCCCCCGUAACAUUUGGGUCAAUUAACGAUGCAGUCGGAAACAUGACUCUUUCAUUAUGGAUUGCCGCAAUCAUGGUCGUCGUCUCUGCGCUGAUGACAUUCGCCAUCGUCGCUUUUACACCCAAAUCGCUUUCUUCAAAAUUUCCGAAAAUUCCCGACCCAGACUUUUCAAGCCGAGAAGAAGUCGCCUUCAUCGAAACGAAAAAUAAUUAA